AUGAUUCGUCUAAAUAUGUAUGAUCACUUUGUUAUCAGUCAGGAGAUUAUGAUAUGUGAGCUCUUUAAAGCCAUAAAGUGUAGUAGAAUAGAAUUGAAUUUGUUGGAUGAUGCACUGUUGCUUCUUGAUGAUCUCAAAGGAGCAUCUCGCAAUGAAAUAGAUCAUGUAUGCGAAUUGCUGUUAGAAGGUGAUAGCUUCCAAGCUCUUAAAAAUUGGGCGUUUACACACAAGCCUACCAUCUUGUUGCAGUUAAAACAAAACAUUGUAACUGAACAUUAUUUAAACAACUCAUGCUGCUGUAGUUAUUUGAAAAAAGCCCAGGUUAGUUGGGAGCGCAAAAUGUUACGAAGUCUAAAUUCAAUGUGUCAAGAGCUUGGAAUACCUCUAGGAAGAAAAAGAUCUAAAGGUCAUAAAGAAGCUGUUCUGCAAAACUGGACAGAGUUAUCAGUAUUUUUUAACAAACAAUCAGUUAUUAAGCCAGUAUUUGGUCCAAAAGAUCUUUUAGAUGUUCUUACAAGUAUUAAACAUCCACAAGUGAGAUCCACAUUUAAAGAUUAUAAUUCAUCAAUGACUGCAACUUGGGGUCUAAUAAAUUUGCCUAUAAAUGUUAAAAAUUUGUCCGAUCUGAGAAGGUUUUAUGAACCGUUACAUAUCAAAAAUCCUCAAAUUGGUGUUGACGACUCAUUGCCGUCUACUUUUGAAUUAGUGCAUGAACAGGAAGCUAAAGAAGUCAUAAGUCUUGACUCUUCUGAACGGGCACAACAGUUUUUGCGUCGUGGCUGCCCACUGGGUUAUCGCGCACGAUUGUGGGCCUUGUGUUUAAAUGCAAAAGUGACGGAACACGAUCGUCUUUAUUAUGAGCAAUUGAAAUCGUUUGUUGCAGAAAAUGAAUAUAUGACAGAUCAAUUAAUUUGUAAGGAAGUACAACUUACUGCCUCUAAUGAUGACAUGCACUUUGUGUUUUGUGACUAUGCAUAUCAGAUUCUUCUGCCUUUUACAAGAGAUCAGACCGUAUUAUCACAUUUUAAAACUAUGCUUGGAUCACCACCAAGGAUAAUUAUUAAAAAUUCUAAAGAAACAUAUAUUUAUCCUCCUUCUGGAGUCAUACCAUUUCAUGGUUUUUCUAUGUAUAUGUUACCAUUAUGUUAUUUAUAUGACGACCCAGUCACUUUGUAUGUAACAUUUCGUCAAUUAUAUAUACGUUACUUUUACAAACUACAUACCAUAUCCGAUGAAAAUAGUGGUAUUUUAUGCUUAUGCCUGUUAUUUGAACGUUUGUUACAAACCAAGGAGCCCGAGAUUUUCUUUCAUUUAAAAUCAUUUGGUGCACAACCUGUCCGUUUUAUAUUUAAAUGGCUAGUGCGUGCAUUCAGUGGUUUUUUGGCACCUGACCAAGUACUUUUACUAUGGGAUAGAAUCCUUGGAUUUGAUUCUUUGGAAAUUUUAUCAGGUGCAGACAACUGUAAAAUGUUUUCUUAUAUACAGUAA
Schistosoma guineensis is the source of this 1488-nucleotide messenger RNA. The record is from the annotation of a GenBank genome assembly. Lineage: Eukaryota; Metazoa; Platyhelminthes; Trematoda; Strigeidida; Schistosomatidae.